Molecule: messenger RNA, 4128 nt
Organism: Phasianus colchicus (ring-necked pheasant)
Lineage: Eukaryota; Metazoa; Chordata; Aves; Galliformes; Phasianidae
Source: RefSeq, a predicted model, not a curated record
UGUGGGGUGGGGAGCGGUGCCACGGAGCCCUGGCUUGGCUUUGCCCGGCCCGGUGCGUGCCCGUGUUCCCAGCGGAGCUGGGGCUUCUCGCAUCUCGUUUCUUGGCUCAUGCUUUGCAGCGCGGCUGGGCCUCGCUCGGCCCCUCUGGGGGCUGCGGGGGAGAUGAGCUCCUGGCCGGGGUCACCGUCCGGAAAAGGGCUCGUGUGGCACUGAGGGAUGUGGUCAGCGCCCACGGUUGGUCUGGAUGUUCUUAGUGGUCUUUCCAACCUUAAUGAUUCUGCCGUUUCCUGCUUGAACGCAGUGUCGCUGAAACUACCAGCUGGUUUGAGACGUUAAUUAUCUAACUAUUGUCUGCAGGGUCGUUCUGUUUACAUGCAUGAACUCAGAAGGAGGGAUGGAAGCAUCUGAUGGAGGCACACGAUUGCCUGUAACAAGAAGGGUGUUGUCCAAACUUUGUGUGAUGUUAUCUGUCAUUGUUGAAUUGGUGAAUAGUGCUGGGGAACACCUCCAUCACCAGGGGGCUCAUCAGAGUGGAGCAACAAUGGAUUGGCCCCCAAAAAGAUGUAACAGGUGUUGUGAGAAGACAUCCCAUCUGAAAUGGAGGUGAUCCAUGGAGCUUGAUGCUGACCCCAUCAACAUGGGGUUGCGGCUGUUGGCUUGUCUCUUCCAUCUGCCCACUGCAGUGAUCUAUGGGUCCUGUUCGCUGUUUGUUUCCAUUUUGCACAAUGUAUUUCUCCUUUACUACGUGGACACCUUUGUCUCUGUUUACAAGAUUGAUAAACUGUCCUUUUGGAUAGGAGAGACGGUGUUUCUGAUCUGGAACAGCCUCAAUGACCCUCUGUUUGGCUGGCUGAGUGACAGGGUGUUCCUUAGUACACAGCAGCCAGGAGCAGAGAUUUCCUCCCCAGAAGUAGUUCUGAAGAGACUCAGGGCACUAAGCCACAAUGGCCCUCUCUUUGCCAUCUCUUUUCUGGCUUUCUGGGUUGCCUGGGCUCAUCCUGGUUUGCAGUUCCUUCUCUGCCUUUGCACAUAUGACAGCUUUCUCACCAUGGUUGACCUCCAUCACAACGCCUUGCUUGCAGACUUGGCUGUUUCAGCAAAAGACAGGACUAGCCUCAACUUCUACUGCUCCUUCUUCAGUGCCAUAGGCUCACUCUCUGUCUUCAUGUCAUAUGCAGUAUGGAACAAGGAAGACUUUUUUUCCUUUCGCAUAUUCUGCAUUGUGCUGGCUGCCUUCUCCAUCGUUGGUUUUACCUUGUCCACACAGCUGCUCCGCCUGCGAUUUGAGACUGAUGGGAAGGCAAAAUGGGACCAGGAAUCAACCUUAAAAGAGCUAUACAUUGAGAAACCCUCUGUUCCCCAGGAGAAGAGGAUCACCCUGGCAGAGUAUCUCCAGCAGCUCUCUCGGCAUCGCAACUUCCUCUGGUUUGUCUGCAUGAACCUAAUCCAGGUUUUUCACUGCCACUUUAACAGCAACUUCUUCCCCCUGUUCCUGGAGCACCUGCUGUCAGACCAGAUUUCUGUAUCAACUGGAUCCUUCCUCCUUGGUGUUUCCUACAUUGCUCCCCAUCUCAACAACCUCUACUUCCUGUCCCUCUGCCGCCGCUGGGGGGUUUAUGCUGUAGUCCGAGGACUUUUCUUCCUGAAGCUGGCUCUCAGUGUUGUCAUGCUCCUGGCAGGACCUGAUCAGGUGUAUCUGCUCUGCAUCUUCAUAGCAAGCAACCGGGUGUUCACAGAAGGGACCUGUAAGUUGCUCAACCUGGUGGUGACUGACUUGGUGGAUGAGGAUCUUGUACUGAACAGCAGAAAGCAGGCAGCUUCAGCGCUGCUUUUUGGGAUGGUUGCUCUGGUCACCAAGCCAGGACAGACCUUCGCCCCCCUGAUAGGCACCUGGCUGCUCUCCGUGUACACAGGCUAUGACAUCUUCCAGCGUAACCCCUUGAGCAACAUGGUGAGUGCCCAGCCAAAGCUGGAAUCUGAUAGAGUCUUGGAGCCAACUCUCCGCCAGGGCUGCUUUUACCUCCUUGUCUUUGUUCCCAUCACAUGUGCAUUGCUGCAGCUCUUCAGUUGGUCUCAGUUCAGCUUGCAUGGGAAGCGUCUGCAGAUGGUGAAGGCUCAGCGCCAAGGCCGAGCACCAGAAAUCAAAAUGAUCUAGGGGUCUUUGUGCCCCUGGGGGUGCUUCUGGUUCCAGGCUGGUGUGGGACUGCUGGCAAAAUGAAGGGAUUGCUGGCUGGGAAAGCCCCCAUGUUUACAAUUUAACUGUGAUGUGCUGUGAUGCUGAUGUUUACUCAUCCCAGGAGGUGGCCACAGGGAAAGCAGAGGAGUAUUGAGCGUGUACUGGGCUGCGGAUAGGUCACUUGGCUACAGCAGCGAGAGCGUUCCGGACUUGCUGGUCCUAGAAAGCAGAAUUCUAGGGCAGGGUUGCAGCAUGUGCUAGAGAGGUUUGCAUCCCUGGUGUGAUAUUCUACCCUGGGCAUACCUCUGACCCAUAGCCCCUCAGGCAGAGCAGAAAGGGGGGAGCAACUGGAAACCUUUCCUCUAGAGCCCUGUAGUUUUUGGGAAUGGAGGGAAAGGUUCUUCAGGGACCAGGUGACAAAGGAGGAUUAACUUCAGGAGAAGAGGUGAGAUGGGAAGACCCUGAAGGCUUUUCUCAGUAGCUGGUAAGACCUCUCUCACAUUCAAUGCCAUGGUUCUUGGACCAAAUCUGCUCUUAGGCUUGUUUCUGGGACAAUACCUUGCAAGGAAUAUACAGGCUCCCUCCUAUGUGGCCUUGCACUGGGUGGUGCUGGGCUCAGAACCUGGAUGUCUUAUGGCAUCUUGUUGCUUCCCUAGCCCCUUGCAGUCAGCACUGUUACAGCAGUGCUUCCCAUGUUAGCUGGUGGGUUCAGAUCAGGGAAAGGAGCCUGUAACACAGCAGACAAAAUGCUUCCCUCCCAAGGCUGACAUUGCUGCUUGUGUGAAGCAGCCCAGUGCCUUCCCUUUUUGCAGGUGGAGAGCACAGCCUGGAGACAGCAGGUCAUGCUUUUGUGCCUUCUAUUCCAUUGAGAAGCCUGUUUGACAUAACAUGGGGCAGUCACAGGGUUGAGAUUUUACUUCUGGGGGGGAGAGACAUUUUCAGUGCUUCAAAAAGCCAUGGCGAUGAAUUUUCCUGAUUGCUGAGUGAUGGAGCCAAGGAGAGUGGGAUGUUUGGACUCUUGCUCUGUCUGGGAGCAGAUAGGGGAGAUGGUUACCCAAAGAUCUCAAAAUGAGGGAGUGUCUCUUCAGUCUUGGGGUUGCUGUGGGCAGGCAGAAGUGAUGUGCUGAAGAAGGAUGGGUAAGCGCUCUGCCCUGUGCUUCCUGCAGGAGGUGGAGAUUCACUCACAUUUCUGCUGUUAUCCAUUCUGUCACCUCCCAGGCCUUUUGCGCCAGGUUCCCUCUGCAGAUGCAGCCCACAGAUCUGCUAUCUUGCCUCAGGACAUGGCUGCCUCCUGUCUUGGACCAAGACAUUUCUCUUGUGAGGCUCCUGUUGGUCUUACUGGUUCAAUCAUAAGUUAUUUGUGUAGAUUUUAACAAACUUUGUGAAUGAUUCAUUUCAUAAAUUAAACAUGAUUUUUUUUCUGUAUUGCUGUGGUCUCAUUUGAAUUGGCAGCCACCCCCUCUGGCCUGGUGUGGGCUCACCUAACCACACAAGGCCCCAGGUGCAGUGUCCCUUGCUGGGGUGGAAAGGGAGCAGGAGCCAUGGAGUUGUUUUGGGGUACUGCUUGACCCAUUUGCAGCUGGUAGACACUCAAGAAUGUGCAUUUUCAUGUGGAAAUUAGCCAGCAAGUUCUGUACAGGCAAGAGAAGUACACACUGUUACCUCCUUAAAAAUGCAAAGGGGGGAAGAUGAGGCCAGAAGGCUUGAGGUUUGUAUAUGAAUGACUUUAUUUAAGUAUGCUGGGCACCACCAGGCAACAUGGUUUGGACAGUGUGCGAGGGAACAGUCAGGCAGAUCAAAUGAAUGCUAGAUUGGAGACGGCACCUUUCUGUCCGGUCACUGCAGUUUACAGAAUGGAGCACUGCUGCUUCUGCAAGGCCAGCAGAGGAGCUGGGGAAGGGGAAGAAGAGAUCACUGGCACUGCCUGAGGCAUGUGAUAGGUGAAUAGAGAG